AUGUCUGAUGACGAAGAAGAUGCAAGCGUCUACGAUCAAGAUGACGACUCGACGCCUCCAACAUUUUGGCGUGCAAGUGCAAACGCAGUGGAAGCAACGGACCUAGCAGAACCUGUGACUUUUCAAGACGCGAUCAAUGGUCCUGAUUAA
Molecule: messenger RNA, 150 nt
Organism: Peronospora matthiolae
Lineage: Eukaryota; Oomycota; Peronosporomycetes; Peronosporales; Peronosporaceae
Source: the annotation of a GenBank genome assembly